Molecule: messenger RNA, 1221 nt
Organism: Camelina sativa (false flax)
Lineage: Eukaryota; Viridiplantae; Streptophyta; Magnoliopsida; Brassicales; Brassicaceae
Source: RefSeq, a predicted model, not a curated record
AUGGGAAUGAAUCCUUCCGUUGAACAGUCAAUGAAAGGAAGAAGUGUGAUGCGGGGAUUGACGGCAUGUCACAAUAAAAGGACGAAGAAGAAGAAGAAGAAGGAGAAGGAGGUUUGUGGGUUAUGGUCGUUGCCAGAUGAGGUGGUUGUAAACUGCUUGGCUCAGUUGUCGAGAUUGGACCUCGCGGCUUUAGCUAUCGCCUCCAAGAGUCACCGGUCUCUGGUGGUUUCCUCUGAGGUCACGAAAUUGAGAUGGCAGAUGGGUUGCGUCGAGCAAUAUGUCUACGUAUGCUUGCGCAUCUUUCCAGAACCAAGCCCACGCUGGUUCAUCCUCCACCCCAUACAACGUUGGCUGAAACCCAUCCAUAUGGACUUUUAUGAUCAGGCUCCGAAAUCAGGCUCCGCUUUCGUGCCGAUGUCUUAUGGGAUCUAUAUCAUCGGUGGACUCGUAGACGGCAAGCCCACUUCGGAAGUCUCGUAUUUCAAUUGUUUCAAGCACAAAUGGUACCUCAUGCAUCCCAUGAAGAUGGCUCGUGCUUCCCCAUCUGCAAGCCUGAUGUUGACAGACUCAGGCGGCUGCAAGAUAUAUGUGUUUGGAGGGCUCGCGGAUGAUGUAGCUGAUUCCUCAAACUGGGCAGAGGUGUACGACAUCUCCACCAACACUUGGGAUUUCUUGUUUGUGUUCACGCCCAAGAUGCCCCUCAAUAUCCAACAAAGCGUGUUGAUGAAUAUUAGUAAAGAGGAGGAGGAGGUUUACGCAGUGGAUGAGGAUGGUCAAAACUUCUCCUUCUCACCAAGUAAAUGUAUGUUUGUGGCAAGGGGCAACACAGAUUCCAUGCCAGGACACAUUUACAGAAAUGAUUGGUGUGUCAUUGGGAAAUUCUUAUUCUGUCGUAGCACCCGCGGGAGAAUACUGUGGUGUUUGCCCUAUGACUUGCAUUGGAAGGAAGUGAAGGGUUUGGAACAACUCCGACAAUGGUGUUCUUAUAUCACCAAACUCUGCACCAGCCCUGCUGGGAAGAUUGUCAUUUUCUCAAAACCGCAUCCCCACAGUCUCGAGCUUUUCUCCACCGAGAUUUCCAUUUCCCUUGGGAAAGGCAAACGCAAUAGACACGAGAUUUGGGGGAAGAUUGAGUGGUCUGGUGCUGUCUUCAAACUUGAUCCUCUCACAGACUCAUCAUAUAGCUUUAAUGUCUUAUAUGCAAAUUAUGUCCAUAUCUGA